UUCAAUGAGGUCGAGUAUGUCAUAUUUGGUGCCUUGGAAUGCAGUGUGAGGCUGAAAAUAUAUAUUUUUGCUUCUAUCCAUCCUUUCCGUGCUCCGCGGUGUCUCUCUCACCUAAUAGCGAGUCACGUGAAUGCCUGCCAAGGCCCUUCUCUUAUUGUUCUUUCACUUCUUUGUUUUCCUCAUAAAAGGGAAUUUAAUUACCCCUUCCCACUGAUUGAUGAAUCCUAGAUCUAGUCUCCUCGUCCCCUCCCUGCCCAUAUCUAUAGCUUAGUUCCUAGUACCCUCUCUCUCUCUCUCUCUCUCUCUCUCUCUCUCUCUCUCUCUCUCUCUGGGAUAUGAAUCAAUUUUCUCCUAUCCCUCUAGCAGAGGGAGGUGAAGAUCAAAGUCACCUUCCUCCGUUCACUCUAGCAAGUGAUACUCCUUCGUGCUCAUGUUCCAUUCUCUUCAAUACUUCACAAGAACAAGGAGCAAAUGACAGAGAUAAUCACCUCCUGCAGCAAGAGCCCGAGGAUCAUUUGUUGAUCAGUAAAUCAAGUGAUCACCUGGUCUCAUUUCCAACCAACUACAACAACAACGACAACAACAACAGUAACUAUACCGUCGAGCAAGCUUCUCAUGGUCGAUGUGUUAAUCAGGAAGAUCUGCAUGGCCCCGGUAAGUGGAUGCCUUCCAAGAUGCGAUUUAUGAGGAAGAUGAUGAAUUCCGGUCAUGACAUCAUGAGCAAAACAAGGAGAAACAUGCAAAUACUUCAAGAUCGAGGCCAAGACAGUAGCACAAGCAUGCGCAACAACAGCAGCAACUCCCCAAGUGGUAUCAUCAGAGUGUGCUCGGACUGCAAUACCACAAAGACCCCUUUGUGGAGGAGUGGUCCUCGUGGCCCUAAGUCUCUUUGUAAUGCCUGUGGAAUAAGGCAAAGGAAGGCUCGACAAGCCAUGGCUGCUGCUGCUGCAGGUGGUGUGUUAAUCCCUAGCGAAGCACCUGGCAAGAUGCGGAAAGAGAAAAAAUCUGAUGUUGAUCGCACGAUACCAUUCAAGAAACGGUGCAAGAACGCCAUCGCCACUACUACUCAAAAGAAGUGUUUUGAUGAUGUCAUGAUAAGUUUAAGCAAGAGUUCAGCUGUCCAUCGAGUCUUCCCACAGGAUGAGAGAGACGCAGCACUCUUGCUGAUGGAUCUAUCUUGGGGCCGCAUCUGCAGUUGAGCACUGGCUUCUUUUCUGUUUUCUUUUUCCAUCUCAAGUAUUAAUUCUUCUUGUUCUAGUGCGACCAGCGACUGCAUGUUUGUGGAGCAGGAAUAUAAGAUGUAGCAAGGCCGUGAAUUAAUGGAAAAGUAAAAUUAUCUUUACGAGCUAUUAAGAACUUGGGCAGCACUGGAUGUCUACUUCUUCAGUCCUUCAAUAUCUAUGGAGCUCCUCAAGCUAAUUCAU
Phoenix dactylifera (date palm) is the source of this 1424-nucleotide messenger RNA. Its product is annotated as protein CYTOKININ-RESPONSIVE GATA TRANSCRIPTION FACTOR 1-like. NCBI's taxonomy places the organism in Eukaryota, Viridiplantae, Streptophyta, Magnoliopsida, Arecales, Arecaceae. The record is from RefSeq and is a predicted model, not a curated record. Gene Ontology annotation, molecular function: sequence-specific DNA binding; zinc ion binding. Gene Ontology annotation, biological process: regulation of DNA-templated transcription.